Messenger RNA from Ochlerotatus camptorhynchus, 1424 nucleotides. RefSeq names its product facilitated trehalose transporter Tret1-like. Bases 54 to 1424 code for a protein of 456 amino acids. Gene Ontology annotation, molecular function: transmembrane transporter activity. Gene Ontology annotation, biological process: transmembrane transport. Lineage: Eukaryota; Metazoa; Arthropoda; Insecta; Diptera; Culicidae. The transcript has 2 exons. The record is from RefSeq and is a predicted model, not a curated record. Gene Ontology annotation, cellular component: membrane.
UCGUUUCCAUUCGACAUCAUUUCCAUUCGGAACGCCUUCUGGUUCAGAACGUGAUGGCGUUUCUUCAACUGUUUCGAAAGUACCGCAAUGAGUACUGGGCCACGCUGGCUGCGACCCUGUCGAUCCAAAUGGUGGUCUUGACUAAUGCGUGGUCUUCACCGGCCAUUCCCAAGCUGAUGGAGGACGAUUCCCCGAUUCCAAUCACGGCUGACGAAGGAUCGUGGGUGGUGGCCAUCCAGGCCAUCGGAGCAGUAUUUGGACCACUCAUCACCAGUGCGGGCGUCGAUCGAAUCGGACGGAAGUGGACACUGCUCAGUACGGCUAUACCCGUGGUGACCGGUUGGGUGUUGGUCGGCGUGGGGGAUUCUGUUGGGUAUUUGUACGCGGCUAGAUUUCUGUUUGGAGUUGCAUAUGGAACGGCCUACUCGGUAUUGCCAAUCUAUCUGGGAGAGAUAGCUUCGGACGCGAUUCGAGGAUCGGCCGGGACCAUGAUUACCGUAUUGGCCAAGAAGGGAUUCUUGGUGGUGUACUGCAUUGGACCGUACCUAGAGUAUAAGACUUUGGCUUGGGUUCUGAUGUUCGGUCCCGCAAUAUUCUUGCUAUGUUUUGUGUGGAUGCCAGAGUCCCCAUAUUACCUGCUAGGGAAGAACAAAGACGAGCAAGCGGAAAAGAGUCUGGCCUGGUUUCGCCGGUCGACGAAGGUUUCCGAGGAGCUCGCCAUAAUGAAGGCUUCCGUUGAACGGUCCAAUCAAGAAAAGGGGUCGUUUAAGGAACUGUUGAACCCAGUUUAUCGCAACAAUAUGCGAAUUGUGUUCAUACUCGUAUUCAGCAUGCAGUUCACUGGAAUCCUUGCAAUUCUGGGAUAUGCACAGACUAUUUUUGAAAAGAUACCUACAAACAUGAAACCGGAAGAGAUGUCGAUCGUGUUGGGAGCCGUUCAACUGAAAGCCGUGCUUGUUCCAGCUAUACUCGUUGAUCGUAUGGGCCGUCGUCCUCUGCUGCUGCUAUCAACAGCCGGCACCACCCUGGGGCUGCUGGUGUGCAGCAUUUACUUUGCCAUCGCUGACGAUGACUACCGAGGAAAUCUCGGCUGGAUUGCAUUCAUCGCGCUGCUAUUCUAUAUAGUAUCCUUCGGCAUGGGCUUGGCCACCGUGUCGUUUGCCGUUCUAACGGAACUGUUCCCCAAGAAUAUUAGGGCCCAUGCUAAUGCCACAUUUUCCAUAUCCAGUGCACUGGUCGUGUUUGUGAUUGUGAAACUGUUCCAGAUGGCCUUGGAUAACGUCGGUCCGUAUCUUCCGUUUGGCGUUUUUGCUCUGAGUGGGGCGAUUGGGUUCGUGCUGAUUUACAUUUACAUUCCGGAGACGAAGGGUAAAUCUUUGGAUGAAGUCCAGCGGAUAGUGGCGGGAGUGCGCGAGAAAUCGUAA